AUGUACAGCUUCGCCGUUUUCUCUUUGCUGUUGACAGCUUUCACUUUCUCCGGUGGAUCUGUCUUUGCUAUCAGGACAUGCGGAACCACGAUAUCCGAAGAAAAGCUGCUUGAUCAAGAGGCACAUUUUCGAGCCAACAAGGUCUCCAAAGAGAUCAAGUCCAAUGCUACUGCAACGGCCACAGUGAACCUCUACUGGCAUGUCGUUACCCAGGAUACCACUCUUGAGGGCGGAAACAUUCCCGACUCGCAAAUUGCAGACCAGAUCACCGUUCUCAACCAGGACUACGCGCCGUCCGGCCUCCAGUUCGUCUUGAAGGAGACGGAUCGCACGACCAAUUGGUAUUGGUUCAACGACGCCGGCCCUAACUCCGAUGCCCAGACGCAGAUGAAGCAACAGCUCCGGAAAGGAGGUGCUGCCGAUUUCAACGUGUACACCGUUGGAUUCACGGCCGCGCAGUUCGCAGGUCUCCUGGGAUACUCUACCUUCCCGGCAGACUACGCCGGCAACCCGAUGGACGAUGGUUCUGUUAUUCUAUUCUCGUCCCUCCCGGGCGGCAGUACCGUAGACUUCAACGAGGGCAAGACCUUGACUCAUGAGACCGGUCACUGGGUCGGGCUCUAUCACACCUUCAUGGGCGGCUGCACAGGCGUCGGCGACAUGGUCGACGACACCCCUCCGGAGGCGUCCCCUGCGAGCGGGUGCCCCACUGGGCGUGACACCUGCUCCAGCGCUGGCCUGGACCCUAUCAACAACUACAUGGACUACUCAGACGACAGCUGCAUGACCCAAUUUACGCCCGACCAAGGUGCACGCAUGGCCGACCAGCUUCGCACGUAUCGCGGCAUCGACAUCUGA
Trametes versicolor FP-101664 SS1 is the source of this 858-nucleotide messenger RNA. Its product is annotated as metalloprotease. NCBI's taxonomy places the organism in Eukaryota, Fungi, Basidiomycota, Agaricomycetes, Polyporales, Polyporaceae. The record is from RefSeq and is a predicted model, not a curated record. The transcript is spliced from 8 exons. Gene Ontology annotation, molecular function: metallopeptidase activity. The coding region runs from base 1 to 858 and encodes 285 amino acids.